This is a messenger RNA of Staurois parvus, 532 nucleotides long. The record is from the annotation of a GenBank genome assembly. NCBI's taxonomy places the organism in Eukaryota, Metazoa, Chordata, Amphibia, Anura, Ranidae.
AUGUUGCGGCGCAUCAAACGCAAAGCUCCUCUUCCACCUUCCAAUGGCGGCCGCAGCAGCUCUUGUGAACCCAAAGCAACCAGUUCUACCUCACAGCCCAGCACUAGGGCAGCACAGAGCGGAAAGAGGACUCGGAAGUUUGGUGUCAUCUCCAGGACGGUGGCCAAAGACAGCAAGGAGAAUAAAGGGGGAGAAGGACUCUGCUCGUGAGAGCCGCCAGUACGCGCCCAUGGAAGUGGAUGGAGGGCACUCUAGUGAUGAGGCAUCCGGACCAGACGGUCACAUGAAACAAGAAUUGCACAGCAGUUAUGAUGAGGAGAGGUGCGAAUACCAUGUGUCGAAGGCUGCAAGGACUGCGGCUAAAUCAAUGGACUCUUCCGUGCAGCGGGAAGGAUGCUGUAUCUGGAAGAUGCAUAUGUUGAAGGGAGCCGAUGGGCUCGGGAUUCAGAUUACUGGUGGCCGAGGAUCCAAAAGGUCUCCUCAUGGGAUUGUUGUUGCCCACGUGGAAGAAGGAGGCUCCGCAGACAGGUAU